Messenger RNA from Juglans regia (Persian walnut), 977 nucleotides. RefSeq lists its product as uncharacterized. Lineage: Eukaryota; Viridiplantae; Streptophyta; Magnoliopsida; Fagales; Juglandaceae. The transcript has a single exon. The record is from RefSeq and is a predicted model, not a curated record. The coding region runs from base 30 to 887 and encodes 285 amino acids.
UAAUUAUUUGUUGUUUUAGGCCGGGAAAUAUGGUUUGGCUGAAUUGGCACCAAAAGGCUGAGCAGCAGCGCCUCUUGAAUCUUGCCUCUCUAAGAGAACCCUUCCACAUCCUUACAAUCACCCUCCUCAGCCUUUUGCUUCCCCUCUCAUUUCUCCUCCUAUCCAGGUUAACUUGUGCUCACUACUAUCUCCUAAGCCUCGAGUACUCUUAUAAUCCUCCAUCACAGAUUUCUUCUUUUCUCUUAUCUUUUGUCUUAUAUACCAACCCGAGUGUUCUCUACCUUCUUGUUUCCAUUGUAAGCAUAGCCACUCUGAUCCACGGCUUGACAGGAAAGGUUAUCUUUUUAAGCGAGUCUCCAGGGCCUGUUCUACGUCCCCAUUUGUAUAUAGCAUGGAUCUUUGUAUGUACAUUACAAGUCUUCGUUGGUUUGGGCAUUGAAGGAACCAUAGCAGGAGGAAUUGAUGGCUCUAGUAUUGGUAUGGAGAGAAGCAUAUUUAGAAAAGCAGUUUUUUUCCUGGGGUUGCAUGAAACGAUGCUUCAUUGGUCUCGGGUGGCAGUGAGGCCGGUGGUGGAUGAUACCAUUUUCGGGGUUGCCAGGGAGGAAAGGUGGGCUGAAAGGGUGGCCAUGGCCACGAGCUUUGGUACUCUAUGGUGGUGGAAGUUGAGGAAUGAGGUUGAGGCUAUGGUGGUUGUGGGUGAGUUUAAGAGAGAGCUGUUGAUGGGUAGAGGGGUGGCUGACUUUGUUGCUUGGUGGCUCUAUUACCUGACUGUAACAAUUGGGAUGAUCAGGGUUGUGAAGGGUUUUAUGUGGAUUGGCAUGCUUUUGUUAAGUAGAAGGGUGACAGGGAACUCAGCUGAAUCUAAUGGGGAUGAAGACAAAGUUUGAAUUUGACACUUUCUGUUAUUAUGAAUUCUUUUUAGUACUCUUGAGUCUUGUUAUUGUUCUCUCAUCAGAGACUCCCAAUGUUGUAUUCAC